AAGAACCCGUCGUGAAAGAUGCGCAUGGAUUCCUCGAUGUCCAACGCAAUCUGGGCUCGGCCUGUUCGGAGCCCAGCUGGUAGACGCGGAUGAAGACCAGACUGCCUCCUGGUCUCACGGAUCGCGGGGCAUGCCCACUUCCUGCCAGUCCUCUCACCUUCUAACGGCCAGGCAGGCAAGUGCAUCUACCUUGCUGCUCAUCUGCUCACCGAUGAAUACCAGUCGUACAUUGGUGCAGUAUGUCGCACAACGCCUACACGACGCCACCUUCGCUGCAAGUCGAAGGCCUGCCUUUCGAGGCAACAGAAAAUAAAGGGUCGCCGUUACCGGGCAAGCCAGACGGUACACAAGAAUUAAAAGCCACACCCUUACGCACAGAGCCUGAGUAUCUGCGCGGUGGAAGGCUCGUUGUAGUCUUCGGCUCUUUAUUGCUGUCAGUUCUGCUUGUGAACCUCGAUCAGACCAUCGUAGCCACUGCGCUGCCGCGCAUCGUCUCCGUCUUCAACGCACUUGACCUUGCCACGUGGGUCGCCGCAGCUUAUUUUUUGACUGAAGCGGGGCUCAUGCUCUGCGUCGGACAACUGAUCAACACGAUACCCAUCAAGACCGUCUACAUCACUUCCAUCGUGGUCUUCGAGACUGGGUCUGUGUUAUGUGGGGCGGUGAGCCAGGUCACUCGCUUCAUUGUAGCUGGGUGUGGGGCUGCUGGUAUCACCAUCUGCUCCAUUGCGACCAUUGCAUCAUUCACGCGGCUUGAGGACCGUCCAGCGUUGUUUGGUGCGUUUGGCGCAUUGCUUGCCAUAGCGAGUAUCGUUGGCCCCCUGCUAGGCGGAGCAUUUACCGACCAUGUAUCUUGGAGGUGGUGCUUCUACAUCAACCUCCCGGUACGUCACACCGCGUAAUGU
Phanerochaete carnosa HHB-10118-sp is the source of this 905-nucleotide messenger RNA. RefSeq lists its product as uncharacterized. The transcript is spliced from 9 exons. Bases 240 to 902 code for a protein of 220 amino acids. Gene Ontology annotation, biological process: transmembrane transport. The record is from RefSeq and is a predicted model, not a curated record. NCBI's taxonomy places the organism in Eukaryota, Fungi, Basidiomycota, Agaricomycetes, Polyporales, Phanerochaetaceae. Gene Ontology annotation, molecular function: transmembrane transporter activity.